Molecule: messenger RNA, 979 nt
Organism: Octopus bimaculoides (California two-spot octopus)
Lineage: Eukaryota; Metazoa; Mollusca; Cephalopoda; Octopoda; Octopodidae
Source: RefSeq, a predicted model, not a curated record
GUAGUUAAGCUGCUUCCUCCUCUUAACGGAAAUUUUUACGGCAGUCGACUAGCAGGCAGGCAGGCUGGAUGGCUGGUACUGUUGACUGACUGACUGACUGGCUGGCAGGCAGGCUUGCAGGUUUAGUUAUAGUUUAGUCGGUUGGUUUGGCUGGCUGGCUGGUUGGCUGGUCGCUGGCAUGCUGCCUGGCUGGGUUUCUGGCUGGCUGCCUUCCUGGCUGGCGUGUUUGGUUUGGUUUGGUUUAGUUCAGGUUCGGUUGGUUGGUUUGCUGGCUGGGAGUUGAUCUUUAGUCGGCAGGGGAGAAAAAGAUUAAAAGAGACACAAAAACGAGGAAAGAAAGAACAAAACGAAACAACGACUACAAUAAUAUAAACAAAAAUACAUAAAUUAAAUUAAAUUAAAUUAAAUAUUUUAAAACACAUACACAAUCAUGGCAGCGCAGGUUCGACUACGACUCGACCAACACCGUAACAACAACAACAAUAAUAAUAAUAAUAAUAAUAACAAACAUAAAACAACUAUCGAAAACGGUGAUAUGAAACAGCGAAACUGCAGCAACAAUAAUUCUUGUAAUACUUCCACGACUAAUAAUACUAAUAAUAAAAAUAUUAUUAUUAACAACAGUGCCAGUUUUAAACGAAACUAUAUAGGGUUUGGUGAAGAAAAUUUACUACAAAGCAUCAGGGAAAGAGAAAAAUCGGUCCGGCGUUGGAACCGAUAUGGUAUAUUUACCGUUUCCAAACAACACACAAGGAGUGUGCAGUUUACCGGCCAAAUUUCUACGUGGAUGGCUCUAACACUCAUAGGAGUACUGUUGCUACUAGGGUCUAUCGGACCAACAAUUUCUGGUAAGUAGCUGUAAUGCUUUCAUGUCAGUCUGGAGGUUAAUAUCAGCAUUGUUGUCAGGUAAAAAUCAAUAUGGAAAUUUUCCUAAUGUAGGACAGCUUGCUUUGUGCUUUCAUUUUCUACAGAGAACGAG